AUGAAGAAGAAGAAAGAAGCAUCAAGAUACCUGAUGGAGCUAAAAGCCCAGAUCCAUAUCCUUGAGACCCAACAUAAAAGGUCGCAAUUGGAAGCCGUGUACAAGGAGCUAUUGAACACAAGAAGACAGCUGAAGGACAUUCUCCUGCGCCAACAUUUCAAAGGCAUACAGAGAUCCAAAGGAUUCUUUUACACACACGCAAACAAAGGGGAUAAAUACCUAGCACGCAUGCUCAAGGGACCAAG
Pelobates cultripes (western spadefoot toad) is the source of this 245-nucleotide messenger RNA. The record is from the annotation of a GenBank genome assembly. Lineage: Eukaryota; Metazoa; Chordata; Amphibia; Anura; Pelobatidae.